UGAAUGUAAUGCAUGUGGAUGUGGAGUAACUGUCCAUGGUGCUGAAACCGCCGCAGCGUCGGGAUGCGCCUUCCGGAGUCUCGCAGCAUCAAUGCGCGCAUCUUCUAAUUUAUAAACUCUUAAAAUCCAUAGAAAGGCUCAAAACAGUGUCGGGAUGCUGCCCAACGACACCUUCAAGUACCUGGAGGAUGGUUUAUAUCCGUUAAACUUCUCCAGCAACGAGACGCAUAACGGGGAUUCUCACGGCAGCAGCGCAAUCUUCAUCUCCUUCAUCUAUUCCGUAGUCUGUCUGGUGGGACUCUGUGGGAACUCGAUGGUGAUUUAUGUGAUCUUCAGGUAUGCGAAGAUGAAAACUGCGACGAACAUCUACAUCUUGAACUUGGCGAUCGCGGAUGAGUUACUCAUGUUGAGUGUGCCUUUCUUAGUCACCUCUUCUUUACUUCACCACUGGCCCUUUGGUUCUCUCCUGUGUCGAUUGGUUUUAAGUGUUGAUGCCAUUAACAUGUUCACCAGCAUCUAUUGUCUGACUGUGUUGAGUAUCGAUCGCUACAUCUCCGUGGUGCAUCCCAUCAAAGCAGCCCGGUACCGAAGACCCACUAUCGCCAAAAUGGUCAACUUAGGAGUCUGGAUGUUCUCCAUCCUCGUCAUCCUACCCAUCAUCAUCUUCUCCACCACUGCACCCAACUCUGACGGAUCGGUGGCUUGCAACAUGCAGAUGCCUGAGCCCGAGCGUCGGUGGAUGGCUAUAUUUGUGAUCUACGCCUUUCUGAUGGGCUUUCUCUUCCCUGUCAUUGCCAUCUGCAUGUGCUACAUCCUCAUCAUAGUGAAGAUGCGGGUGGUCGCCUUGAAAGCUGGCUGGCAGCAGCGCAAAAAGUCCGAGAGGAAGAUCACGCUGAUGGUGAUGAUGGUGGUGACGGUGUUUGUGAUCUGCUGGAUGCCUUUUCACAUCGUGCAGCUGGUUAGCGUGUUUGUCCAGCAGCACAAUGCCACCCUCAGUCAGCUGGCUGUGAUUUUGGGAUAUGCCAACAGCUGUGCCAACCCCAUCCUGUACGGAUUCCUGUCGGAUAACUUCAGACGCUCCUUCCAGAGGAUUUUAUGCCUCCGGUGGUGGGAUAACGCCACGGAGGAACCCAUAGAUUACUAUGCCACGGCUCUGAAGAGUCGAGGAUACAGUGUGGAUGACUUUCAGCCGGACAAUCUGGAGUCGGACAGCACGUACAGGAAUGGCACCUGCACAUCUAGAACUACAACGUUGUAGGACUCGGUAUUGCAGCAUAAAGACUUGUUUUGUUAUCUGUUGUCAUUGCAGUAUGUGUUUUUUGUUGAGAUGUAUUGGUAAGACUUCAUAAUAACUUUCGUUAAUGCCAUUAUUAGAUUAUAUAAUGCUUAAUCUAAAGUUAAUGUGCAAUUUUGCCUAUAUGAAUGUGCAUGAACUUUUUAUGCUUAUAUAAU
Molecule: messenger RNA, 1452 nt
Organism: Sinocyclocheilus rhinocerous
Lineage: Eukaryota; Metazoa; Chordata; Actinopteri; Cypriniformes; Cyprinidae
Product: somatostatin receptor type 1-like
Exons: 1
Coding region: 155-1258 (367 amino acids)
Biological process (GO): cellular response to estradiol stimulus; neuropeptide signaling pathway
Cellular component (GO): plasma membrane; neuron projection
Molecular function (GO): neuropeptide binding; somatostatin receptor activity
Source: RefSeq, a predicted model, not a curated record